AUGAUGAUCUCCGAUCUUCCUGAGGACUUGGUAGAGGAAAUACUCUCUAGGGUUCCGGCCACAUCUCUAAAACCAUUACGAUCAACUUGCAAACGAUGGAAAGCUUUUUUCAAAACGCCAAGAUUCGCCGUGAAGCACUUUCGUAAUGCUCCAAAGCAGUCUCAUGUUGUCAUGUUGAAGGACUCUAGGGUUUUUCCAACGAACGUAGAUCUCAACGUUGUUCCUCCAUCUAUAGAGUUUAAAGAUGCACUUGAUCUAAAGUGUUCCCUUCGUAUAUCACCGACAACAAGAGACCGGUGGUUUUUAAUCCGUACUUAG
Messenger RNA from Microthlaspi erraticum, 318 nucleotides. The record is from the annotation of a GenBank genome assembly. NCBI's taxonomy places the organism in Eukaryota, Viridiplantae, Streptophyta, Magnoliopsida, Brassicales, Brassicaceae.